AUGUCUGAUUUAUGUCCAGUUUAUGCUCCAUUCUUUGGUUCUAUUGGUUGUGCUGCUGCCAUUAUUUUCACCUGUUUUGGUGCUUCUUAUGGUACUGCUAAAUCUGGUGUUGGUAUCUGUGCUACCUGUGUUUUAAGACCAGAUUUAUUAGUUAAAAACAUUGUUCCAGUUAUUAUGGCUGGUAUUAUUGCCAUUUAUGGUUUGGUCGUUUCUGUUUUAAUCUCUGAUUCAUUAGCUCAAAAACAAGCCUUAUAUACUGGGUUCAUCCAAUUAGGUGCCGGUUUGUCUGUCGGGUUAUCUGGUUUGGCUGCUGGUUUUGCCAUUGGUAUUGUUGGUGAUGCUGGUGUUAGAGGUACUGCUCAACAACCAAGAUUAUUCGUUGGUAUGAUUUUGAUUUUGAUUUUCGCUGAAGUUUUAGGUUUAUAUGGUUUGAUUGUUGCUUUAUUAUUAAACUCUAAAGCUAAACAAGAUGUCUCUUGUUAAGUUUCUUUUUGAUAAGUUUACCAAAAAGCUUCUGGAUUAGAAAAUUUACUUAUCUCAAAAUCUUUAACCUUCACUUCUAUUCUAUCUUUUUAUCAUCCCCUUUACUUUCAUUUUGUAUAAGAUGUCAAAUCUUAUUCUGAAGAUCUAAAAAUAUUUUACAAAUAUAUAAAUUAGGAUCAUUUUCCAACAAGGAUGAAUAGAUU
Hyphopichia burtonii NRRL Y-1933 is the source of this 686-nucleotide messenger RNA. RefSeq names its product H(+)-transporting V0 sector ATPase subunit c (gene CUP5). Lineage: Eukaryota; Fungi; Ascomycota; Pichiomycetes; Serinales; Debaryomycetaceae. Gene Ontology annotation, cellular component: proton-transporting V-type ATPase, V0 domain. The transcript has 2 exons. Gene Ontology annotation, biological process: proton transmembrane transport. Gene Ontology annotation, molecular function: proton-transporting ATPase activity, rotational mechanism. The coding region runs from base 1 to 483 and encodes 160 amino acids. The record is from RefSeq and is a predicted model, not a curated record.